CUGCUUCUACUGUUUAAACAGUGGGGCCUACUGCUGUGCAUGAUUCAGUGCAUACAAAGCUUUGCACGUGUCUAAGGAGCCUGUUUCUCUCUCAGUUUAUACUUCUAUAAUAUAACAAGAACAGAAGCUGGAGUAUUUUACUGGAAAGAUCCCAUGCAACAAAGCCCAUAUUAGCUUUAUGCUGUUGUUCAGAACACUCACUUUCUGAAAAGGCUAAAUAUCAAAACGUGUUUAAACAAAACUAGAAAUAUUUCACCAUUAAAAAAAAAAAAGGCAGUUGUAUCUAGUGCUAAACUGAAAAAGUAUCAACCUUUUCUGCUGCCUUCAGUUUGCUCAGUUGGUUGUUCCCAAGAUGUACCAAGAGACCAGAUAAAUCAAGCAGAAUAUGUUAACUCAUCUGAGUUUUCUCUAACAGAGAAAUCUUGGUUUACUUCAAGGUUAUUGUGUUUUGAUCAUCUAUAGUGCAGAAUUUUCAGUGUGGAUCACUUUAUUUCUAAAAAACAGUCUUUACAGAAACCACAACUCAGAAAGUUGCUGACCUGACUUCAGACUCAGCAUCUGAGUUUCCUGGGAUGGAUAGGUGUUACCUCUGAAAACAAGAAUUGAAAACUGAAUUUAUCUCUGUAUAAUUUUGAGAAGAUGCUUAGGAAAUAUAUCAGUCUACAGCUGUAUUAGCAUCUUCUAUUUUUGACUUAGAAAAUUAUUACUUGGAAACUCAGUAGAUGUGUUAGGUGCAUCUCCAUAAACUGCUCAGCACUGAAGUAGUUAACACAGCCAGGGCAACAGUAUUUGCUUACUGUGUUGUUGAAAUCUGUUGCAGCAAGGUCAGAAAAUGUGAGUAAAAGGCUAGCAGGUCUGCCCUCACCACUGAAGGCUACCACUGGGUGAACAGCAUUAGAGGGAGGAAUUUUUGAUGUAGGGAGUAGGAGCGAAAUGUCUGUAUUAGAAAGGAAGCAACACAUUGUAAAGCUAUAAAAGUAGCUUAAAAUAAUACAGAAUAGCAUUUUUAUUGAGGAAGUGAGAUACUUUACUGUCCUACUAAUGGUGCUAUAACCCUCUUUCUACUCUAAGGUUAGCUUAAGUGUUUGACAUACAAAUGCUAGGGAGCAGAUCAAGUUGGUUACUGAUUCACACUUACUUAAACAGGCAAAGUGGGAGGUAAGUGUUGCUUGCCCUCCUCUAAGUGAAGUUAAGGUCUCUUCCUUGCUGCCUGCACUGACAAUAAUCUGCUUCUAACUGCAACACUGCAAUCCUUUGCAUAUGAGAGGAAUUCACAAAAAUAUAAAUGAAUGCCUUUUCUCUAGGAAAAGUCUUCCUGCAUCAACAGCAGCUAUAAAAAUGAACAGUUAACUCAUCUGAAAAACAGAUUGUGCAGGUCUUUGCGAUGUUUUUGUGAUAGCAGCACUUGCUGGAUUGCACCCACCCCAUCUUUGCCCUUUGUAGUUUGCAUUGCUGUAUUCAUUUAUCCCUUUUCCAUCCUGUCUCUUCAGUCAUGACUUGUAGUGCCAAUACCUCCACAUUUCUGCAGUGAACAUGCCAGAGUUCAUCUAGACCAAUGCUCCUCCCUUAAUCACACAUGUAUGUAUCUCAAUUAUUAGGCAUGGAAAAACCUUCAUUUUGGUGUGCAUACUCACAAGACAACAUUCUCCAGAGCAUAGAAAGCUACCUUGCUGGUAAAUGCAGUUGUGGGCAGCUGUCUGAACCUGCUCCUCAUAAUUUAUUUAUGCUUUGAGGCUGGCAGUGUAGUAGCUCAAGGGUGAAAGCCCACUCACAGUGGUUUUUCAGGCACUGCUCUUACAUGUGUAAUUCACAUUUUCCACUAAAGAUGCCAGUUACCUUUCUCUAGGAAAAGGUCCCACUAACUGAAAUCACUGGCUCCUUAAUCCCCCUACGUUAUGGAGUGAUAAUUUUUACUUACUCAUUUUAAAACUAAUUAACAUGCAGUACCGUGUAUUGUGCAGCUUCUUUUGUAUGUUCUUUGACUAAGUCCCUGCUCAUAUAACUGGCCUGUAAGAAAAUAAAACCUUUUUACUACAGGCUGAUAUGUGAACAACUGUGUAAAAAAUAGGUAACAUAGGAGGAAGAAGAAGAAAACAGGGUUGAGUGAUGGCCUGUCAGUGUUCACUAGGGUGACUCUAUAAGCAGGUUAGAGAACUGAGGGGGUGCAGAGCACCUGCUUCCAGCAGCAAGCACUGCAGGGAAGGUCUGCACUGGUAAUAGAAAAUUAGGUGGAGGAACAGAAAGCAAAGCAGUGCUUGUGUUUAAGGGCAAGGUCUGAAGCAGAUGAGUACAAAACUAUUGAGAUCUGAAAACAGCACUCAUUCUGAGAAACCUCACUGAGCAAUUUUCCUUGGUUUCACAAAAUUAUUUUGCUUAGGAGUCAUACCAGGUAAAAGUGAUGUACAUAGCAAAUUGACACUUUUAAGUGAAUGCCCUGAACAUACAGUUAUUGGCAAAGAAAAGCUCUGGUCUUAAAAAAAUCAGUGUUACUCAGUAAUCUCUUAAGACUUUGAGAGCUGCCUGACUGCAGCAUUACCACUCUCUGGGCAAAUACUUGAAGAAAUAUGAGGAGGCAUAGGGGAAACUGUCUUACAGAAAGGGGACAGUUUACAGGGAAAGGGGUAAUUUUAAUGUAUGUCCUAGCACACCAAAUGUAGAGUGUUUUCAUCCUAUUUGAAAAGUUCUAGUGGCAUGUAGCUUGGAAAGAAAAAUGAAGUUUGUGUUCUCCAGCUCUAUUGUGCAUUUGCUCAACAAUCCUGAAGUCAUGUCCUUGACCAGAGGCGAAGAGACAGCUGUGGGAUGACAUAACACCCAACUUAGAAAAUUCUGAUUCCAGACAGGAUCUAAGGACCAUUCUGUGGAAUUGAGGAGGUGCUCCAGCACGAUCCUGUUGCAAAUAGCAGCUGCAGAGUUCCUGAAUGAAUGAAAGGAACAAGGUGACACUACAUCUGUAUAAACUAUUAGCUAGACAGCUAUUAUCAUAUGGUGCUGCUUUUAAAAGGAUGUUGGAAAGCCCGAAAGAUUCAGCAGUGGCAAGGAUGAUUCAUGGUAUGGAAAAACCUGACUUGUAUAGAGCAGUAACCAUUCAUUCUGUUUAUACUCAUUAAGUUUAACAAAUGUAAGGUUAAAGGUGACUUAGACUUUGGCUAUAAUUACCUAUGCAAGGACACUUUAUCUAGUAUUUCAGCACUUUCUAGUUGUAGGAAAGGCUGAAUUUGAGUGUAUUUAUCAGAAAAUUUGUUGAAACCCUGGGUAACAGGGGUGACUUAAUAAUGCUGAGUUUGGAAGCUUCACAGCUGUUUUUUUAAGGAAUCCAUCUCUAAAAUUCCUCAAGGUCUAUGUGCUGAAAAAUGAGAAAGACAUCUGCAAUUGCAGUCAGCAUCAGUUCAGAAGGGACCAAAUUUGGUGAAUCGCCCUUUCCAGGAGGGAGCUGUUGUCACAGUGUGUUGUUAAUACACAGUAGACUAAAGGCACUUUUACUGACUUUGAAGAAGUAAUCUGAAAGGUAAAUUUUCUAGUUCUAGAGCUACUUUUAAUCUUAUAAAUCUCAGGAUAAGCUUGCUUCCCCAUAGCUGCAGGUAGCAGGAAAUAGCAUUAUGUGUUCUACUGCCUGACCAGUAAUCAAUGUCCUGUGUGUAGUACCCUCCCAUGCUAGUCCAAACAGAGAGAGUGGUUGGAUAUUUUUCCUCCUUAAGGAAUUAUGCAAAGACAUUCUACCAGAAACCUCCAACAGCAAUUACUUUAGUCUGAAACUGUUAGGAAACAAAAAACUUCAAAAUUCAAUAAUCUUUCUGUUUAAUCUAUGAGACAUGAGUUCAGCAGAACAAUUCAUUAUGAUAUAAAAAAUUAUACUACAUACCUGUGAGUACAAUAAGAUUCCUCACUCUGUCAAGUUUAGCUUUACAGGAGAUGCUUUCUUAUUCCUUCAGUGAUGUCCUAUUCAGGGUAUUUGGGCAUUAUUCUCUAUAAAUCUUAAAACCCACAACAAAAAAUGUCCAAAAUUAAGAGGAAAUUAUAAGGUAAUUAUGGUACCUUCAGCCAACUGGAAAGCUUUGGCUGUCUUGAAAUAAUAUUUAUCCCAGACCAACAGCUCUCACAGGCUUUUCAGUGCUUACCACCCUGUUGCCAUUUACCAUCCUGCUCACCUAGUGGUUGCCCCAGAAAAAUAUCAGAAAGCCUACUUUGAUAUUUGUUUAAACCAUGAACUGCAGAAUAAGCUGCAGCAGAGGUCCAGGCAUGACUAAAAAUGUCAUGCUUCAGAGCAUAGAAAAGCAUUCCUAGCAAUUGCUGUGUGGAAUUUUCCUGCAGAAAAUGGAGCAGGAAGUGGAGAGCAAGGAUCUCCUCACUGCUGUUGACUAAACAUAUGCUGUCCAUAUGUUGGAUGCAUCAGCUAGCUGGGGAAAGGAAAAGCUGCAAUUGUUCCAGCUUGCUUUUUGUGCUAUCCAGAAUGAUAUGUCAUGGGUGCUAAAUUAAAGAAGAAGAAACACAGAGAGAGAGGCAGUCAUGCAGGGAUGAAUCCAUUCCGGAAGUGAUAGUGAUAAUUCAAGAAAUCUUUAGUGAUGGCUUUAGGCUUCACUUCCCAGACCUUUGUUCUUCCAAGCAAAGUUUAUUCCUUCACAUGAUGGACUCUGUUAACCAUAUACACACAAAGUUCUUGUAUAACUAACCUGGACCUUCGCCUUUAAAUGCUCUGCCAAGUCCUUUACAAGCCCCCUUUCUCUUGAGGGAGAAGAUACGUUAUACUCAGUAAUGGAGCAAAACAACAACAACGUAGAAGAUUUCUCCUUGAAUGUCUUUUCUGUCACUCCUUGUCAGCCAAACAGAUCUGAUGCCCUGGUGUCAGAUGGGGAUAAAGCUGGCACCACUCUGCUCUUUUCAGGUGUGUUUUUGGGACUGGUGGGGAUCACUUUCACUGUGAUGGGAUGGAUAAAAUAUGAUGGCAUUACUCACCUGGAGUGGACUCAGUUACUGGGGCCUAUUCUGCUAUCUGUCGGGGUGACUUUUAUUCUGAUUGCUGUUUGUAAAUUUAACAUGCUUACAUGCAAGCCCUGUAAAGAAAGAGAGGAAAAUGCAUCGGAACUUGACCAGACUGCAAGCAGACAGUCGUUUGUCUUCACCGGCAUUAACCAGCCUAUAACUUUCCAUGGUGCCACAGUGGUACAGUACAUCCCUCCGCCGUACCCAUCCCAGGAAGGCGCUGCUGGCAGUCCCAGCUACCUUCACCCGGUGCUCAGCUGCUGUGGGGCUGUUCCCCCCAGCACCUCGCCGAUUCUCACCACGAGGUCUCCUCACUUCUGCCCUGCCUACGCCCUGGAUAACCUGGCUUUUACUGGAGAUGAGAACUACACUGCUUAUCCUGCAGAGAAUUCCGGGAAUCAGAGGUCAGAAGACAGUUCUGAUGAGCCAGAAGGACUGCUGGAAGACUAUGCCCGUAAUAACCUGUCGCCUCCACGUUAUGAGGAAAUAUACCCUCUGUCUUCAUAAAAUCAUUAUGGGCAAGAGACAACAAUCCUAAGAGAUGCCAGCAAGAAUCCCAAAAAGUCUUUUCUUUAAACACUUGUGUGAUAAGACAGUGUGAGCAAGAUCUUGGUAUUUAUACACAGUUCAGUAUCACUGAAGAUACUUAACUGAUCCCUUCCUUUUUCUCUGUCAAAAUUUGUUAGCCCUUUGCAAUGCAGCUUAAUAGCAGAGCUAUUAAUUAUUUAACAGCAAAACUAUUAAUAGCAAAGCUAUUAAACUCAAGGAUCUAAAUCCAUGUUAGGAUUCCCCAAGCUUGGUUUUCAGGCUUGCUGAAACCAGUGUGAACUGUGAAUGCACAAGAUGUUUGUGGAAGAUCAUGAUUGCUCCUGGACAUUCAGCAUCUUUAGAAAAUACUUGAUUUCUUCUUAAUGUAUUUUCAUUCAUUUCCAUUUUGAUUUCAUUGAUUGCUUGGGAAACUUCAAAAGUGCUGAAGUGUCUGAUCCAUGAAAGUGCAUUUUAUGUCUUAAUUUUGUCUGAUUCUUUAGAAGAGCUUACUCAUUAGUAAGUCCAGUCUACAGAUUAGAUUUCCCCAGCUUGCUUUUCCUGGACAACCCAGUCCUGUAGGAAUAUUUUGGGACAUCCUACUUGAAACACAGCAUCUCAGAACAGAGAAAACAAAUAAUGACUUCUGUGACUUUUACAUAGAUCUCUAAGACAUCCUGCAUGCAUCAAAUUCAGUUCCCUUCCCCACCUGGUGGGAGGCAAAGCAUGGUCUCCCACCAGGAGUCCUAAUAAUUAUGAGGUUAAUGUCACUAAAGAAAAAGGCAUUUUUCUGAAGCCUUGACAGAGAUGUGUGAUCCUACCACUGUGAAGGACACCCCUGCUCUGUAGGAGAGCAGUGGUGAAACACCUCUGCUGUCUCUUCCUAUUUGAAUGUGGGUCUUAGGCACCCACUGCCUAACCCAGGCUGCAGGUUGCCCCCAGUAUGUUGACACUUGGGCUGUAGUAAGCUUUCCAAAUGCUCAAGUUCAGCUUGUUUCCAUGCAUUGAAUCCACAACAAUUUCAGAUUAGCUCAUUUGAUUAGAGAAUGGUGUUGCUGAACACUAAGACUGUGUUUGAUCCCUCUACAUGCCAUUCAGUUUGGAUUUGAACUUGAUGAUCCUUGUGAGUCCCUUCCAAUUAACAAUAUUCUGUGAUUUUGUGAGAUGUAAUUAUAACUGUAUUUAACAAAAGAUAAAGUGUAUUAGCUCAGAAAUUUUGCAAUGCAGAAGGAAGAUCCAAACAGCCUUUGCUCAGGAGCUUUUUCAACCUCAGAGCUAUGGCAAUGCUGUGAGUCCCUACAUUUUUAUUUUGUUUUUCCACAUAUGUUUCAGGUUCUGCUAUUGAAUGUGCCUAGAAGUGUGCCAGAGCUGGACAAGCCAGUAUUUUUCUAUGAUGAUCCCAUUAGGUUUGCUUAUCUCCUUCAGAGGGUUCAAACCAAAAGCUGAUCUCAGCUCUCACCAGACAAAAUGCCCUGGAGGGCAAUGGUCACUGACCAUGGUAACCAAGCGGUGCACUGCUGGUGUGCCUGUGGGUCAGUCUCCUGGCCUGGCACAGCAGGUGUCCAAUAUGGAAUGCAUACUUUCUCUUACUCAACUUUCUCUUUUCUGCUGUUGAUGCAGCUGUCUUGGCUCUUGCCAGAUUUCAUCCACCUGUGAUUGGUCUCAUUCCUGGGGACUGGACAAGCUUGGCAUCUGAGCACAGUCAGCUGCAGGCCAACCUGAUGUACCUGACAGCUGGAAGUCUUGGAGUUUCUAUGCAGCUCCUCUAGCAAUCAGGAGAGAUAGCUCUGGAUGGAGAAGGGCAGAACAUUGUCCAGCUGCAUGGACCUGCAGGUGCACACAUCCCUGUCCUGUCCACUUAGAGGCUGCCAAGAAAUAAAGCAUUUGGGGGGACCCAAAACAACCACUCUUCUCCACAGUGAUGGACAAGAGGUCAUAUUUGGGACCAAACAGACUCAAAGCUGGAUUAGCACCUGCAGCAGCAGCUACUGAGCAGUGGCUGUGAACUUUGUGUGAGGCUUUUCUCAUUAGAGAAAUAUGGGACACGCUGUUUUUCAGCAGUGAUGACCUGGUGUUAGCAGGUAGUUGGAGAAGGGGAGGCAUGCUGCAUUCAGCAUGAUCUCUGUGGGAUUGAGUGAGGGAGCAGAGGAUCUAAAAAUAAAUGCAAGUUUCUCUUAGGGAAGUGUCUUGCUCCUUUUCUGGAAUUUACACAGAGGUGAACUCAUCCUGCCUCCACAGCAGGAAACUGGAUGGUCCCAAAUCCCCGGUUAGUUCCACAUGUGCAGAGCCCUGAACUUAGCAUGUAGUUCUGCUGACUCCAACAAGCACUGCAGUAGUGCAGAGGUCAGGCUUGAUGGAACCAGUUGUAGGACUAGGGUGAAAAUUUCUGCCCAGUCACCCUCUCCCAACAGCAAGAAAAUUCCUUUAGUCAAACACCACAGAUUUUUCCUGCUGCUCUUUCCUCCUUCUGCCCCCAUCCCCACCCCUCAGCAUAAGUUCUUUGGGGUAAUAAUAGUCUUUUUAUUACAUCAAAUAAUACUGAUAGUGUAAAUUGGAAGAAAACUCUGAAGGUUGCACUGUGGACUCCAUAUUGAUUUUAAAAUUUACUUCUGGUGACACUAUAUUAAUUUAAAAGAAUUGGAAGAGUCCUGGGUUUCUCUUUAAAGAGAAGAUUGAAUAUUAAGUUUAAAAAGCUGAAAUUAUUUUAACCCAUCAGAUGAAUUCUGGUUGAAUUUUGUUGGAGUCUUGUCAUGCUCAACAGAUAUCUGAGAAACUUCAGGGCGUACUCCUUGCUGUACUGAGUGCUGAUCAUCGUUUUUAAAAACAGAAACAGGUUCUAUAAAGGCUUUUUCUUUUUUUUUUCCUCUCCCUUUCACCUUUUGCUUUCAUCCUUUUUUUUCUUUUAAAAGACUCUCAACGGGGUUUGGCAGCGUUGCUGGAGGUGUGUGUGUGUUUUCUUUGUUUGGAUUUUGGAGGUUGUUUGUUUGUUUGUUUUUACUGUGAUAUAACCAUCACAUGAAUUAACUUUUUACCAUUAAGAAUUCGUUCUGCCCUAUGUGAGCGGAAGAAUAAACCUUUUUGGCCAAGCCUUCA
Oenanthe melanoleuca is the source of this 8595-nucleotide messenger RNA. It is a transcript of the gene TMEM174, whose product is annotated as transmembrane protein 174. NCBI's taxonomy places the organism in Eukaryota, Metazoa, Chordata, Aves, Passeriformes, Muscicapidae. The coding region runs from base 4750 to 5484 and encodes 244 amino acids. The record is from RefSeq and is a predicted model, not a curated record. The transcript is spliced from 2 exons.